GCGGGUACGUAGAAGUCCGUCCCGUGUUGUCAACCGUCCGCGGGUCGGUGCUGGUACUGGUACCGGUGAACGAAGUGGGACAUUCGGCUCGAACUAAACGUCAGGCCGCGUCUGUGGGAGGGAAAUGUGGACCCUGAAGUCUUCGGAACCGGGAGGAGACACCCACUACCUCCUGCCCGGGAAAGAGUACGUGGUAGGGCGCAAGAACUGUGACAUUCUGCUACCUAAUGACCAGUCCAUCAGCCGGGACCAUGCACGUCUUACUGUCGCUGACCAGACCCUGACCCUGAAGGACAGCUCCAAGUACGGCACAUGUGUCAACAACCAGCGCCUAGCAGACAACCAACCUCUGAAGCUGAACUCGGGGGACAAUGUCAUAUUUGGGGUUUUCCAAAGCAAGUUCAGGGUGGACUUUGAGAAGGUGGUGGUGUGUUCAUCAUGUUUGGACAAUGAUGCUAAGGUGCUGCUCUCUCAGGCCCUGCUGCCUCUGGGUGGCAAGCUGGUCAACGCCUGGACGCAGGAGUGCACUCACCUGGUCAUGCCUUCCGUCAAAGUCACCAUUAAGACUAUUUGUGCUCUGCUGUGCUGUCGACCAAUCAUCAAGCUGGAGUUUUUCACAGAGCUCAGCAAAGCCAUGCAGCAGAAGUCACUUCCUCCUAAGGCUGAAAAUUUCAUCCCUGAGAUUGAUGAGCCAACCUUGAAUAAAGAGGAAGUGGAUCUCAGAGCAAAGCCGAUGCGCAAACGGCUCUUCACAGGAAAAACCUUCCUCUUUCUCAGCACCAAACAGCUAAAGCGUUUGAGUAUCGCGGUGAGCUUUGGCGGUGGAAGGAGCCAGCUGCUGGAGGAGGGCUCAUUGCCCCGGUCUCUGCUUGAGUCUCCGCAGAGCUGUGUGGUUGACAUUGCAACAGCGAACUCCCAGAUUCUGCAUCCUCCCUCCACCGCAGCGUGGGCGAAUUCAGUCAGGAUGAUCCUACAAGAAAAAGGCCUUCGAUUCAUCACAGAGUCUGAGAUUGGAUUGGCAGCCAUCUAUUCCUCCUGUGAAACGUUUUGCAAUCCCUCUAAUCCAUUAACAGACUCAGGGAUUUGGGUUUCAGAUUUGGUGCAAAGUACAAAACCCAGAAUUCCAAGUGCUACGCUUUCCCAGAAUGCCACUGUGGAGGAGACUGUGUUACCUGCAGCAUCUCGAAAUGUCACUGCAUAUGUGGCUAACACAGAACCAUCACAAGGGUGCAACACAUGCACUGUUGCUGAAACGAUGAGCUCAUCAUUUAACACUGUGGAGGACACGGCCCUGCACACGAAGAAGCCCAGGCCAAUAUUCCAAGGCAAAAAGAAGGAUAACACUAGGUUCCUGACUUAUCCCAAGGCCAAUGGUGGCAUGAAAACAUCCCCCCAGAAAAAAAAAAUGUCAACACAAGGUUCCCCACAGAAACAGUCCACUCUUACCAGUUUCUUCCAAAUAGCCAACAAAAAAAGGCCUCGAGAGGAAGAAUCAAAUGCUCUUCAGUCAGACCCAAAGAGGACAUUACCGCCAACCUCCACCACUGCACAAAUCCUGAAAACCUCACAUAUCUCAAAACAGAUUUCCUCCAAAACACCCCCAGUCACACUCACCACAGGCAGGACCCAGAGUCACUCAGGGUCAGGGACUGACCUUUUCAUUGGUCGGUCUAAGGUUCUGUCAGAUGGAGACUCCCACCCUACACAGCAGGGGGCACAGGGUAGGAAAAGGAAGGAGAUGGAAGAACUGGAGUCUAUAAUGUCUGAGGACAUGGCAUGGCCUGACUGGGUCUCCUGUCCUGACAAGCAGGGAGAACAGGGCAGAAAGAGGAAGGAGCUGGAGGAACUGGAGUCCAUAAUGUCUGAAGACAUGGGUUUGCCUGAUGGGGUCUCCCGUUCUUCCAAGCAGAGAGAACAGGGCAAAAAGAAGAAGGAGCUGGAGGAACUGGAAUCCAUAAUGUCUGAAGACAUGGGUUUGCCUGAUGGGGUCUCCCGUUCUUCCAAGCAGAGAGAACAGGGCAAAAAGAAGAAGGAGCUGGAGGAACUGGAAUCCAUAAUGUCUGAAGACAUGGGUUUGCCUGAUAGGGUCUCCCGUUCUGCCAAGCAGGGAGAACAGGGCAGAAAGAAGAAGGAGCUGGAGGAACUGGAGUCCAUAAUGUCUGAAGACAUGGGUUUGCCUGAUAGGGUCUCCCGUUCUGCCAAGCGGGGAGAACAGGGCAGAAAGAGGAAGGAGCUGGAGGAACUGGAGUCCAUAAUGUCUGAAGACAUGGGUUUGCCUGAUGGGGUCUCCCACCUUGCCAAGCAGCGAGAACAGAACAGAGGGAAGAAGGUGGUGGAAGGCAUACCUUUGGAGGAACUGGAGUCCAUCAUGUCUGAGGACAUAACUUUGCCUGAUGGAGUCACCCACCCUACUAAGCAGAGAGAACAGGGUAGAGCUAGAAAGGAGAUAGAAGAAAGGAUACACGUGGCGGAACUAGAGUCCAUAAUGUCUGAAGACAUGGCUUUGCCUUAUGGGGUCUCCCAAUCAGCCCCACAGGAGGCACGGGGCAGGAAGAGGAAAGAGAUGCAGAACGAGAUACAAAUGGAAGAACUGGAGUCUAUAAUGUCUGAAGACAUGGAUUAUUUUGAUGUUGAUAAGUUAGCUAGGCCCAGUCAGCAGGCGAAGCAAAACGUGUCAAAAGGCUCAACUGAUCAGAAACAGCAGUUGAAUCCUGUGAAACAUUCAACCAUGCGGAAGAGACUAUGGGCUGACCCAGAGGAGAAUGCUAAGUCCAACCAAAGGCCAAGUGUGAGCCUGGACAAAGGGUCCAUGUCAAAUAAAAACCAGAGCCUCGAAAUGAGGAAACAUACCUCCUCCACUGAGAAACAGCAACUGUGCCCUCCAGAACAGGCGACUGCCAAGCAAAGACCCAGCAACUCUCCAGAGCAGGGACCAUCAGCCAAAAAAAAUCGGCAUAUGGAUGACUUGAAAGAUGAAGAGGAUUCAGAACCCUUCAGUAGAGGUGUUGGCCAACCUGUGGAGGUGAAGGAGACCCCUCUAAAACCCACCGUGGUCAAACCGGAGGCUCCACAGGUGUCGGAGGCAGAAGAUCAUCUUCCCAAAAGGCUUGUGUUGGUGGAGUUUAAAUUGCUCACUGUGACGGCACCCUCACGAAACAAACCACAAGAGAAGCAGAGCAACGGCUUCACUAAGAGCUUCAAGCACUUCCGCAAGGUCCCGGUGCCUGGCACAGUGGGUGCACCUCAAGUCAUUGGAGGGUCUGGUUUAAUGGCCAGCAACAGGGGCAAGAAUUCUGAGCUGGAUGAAUGGUUCAGAGAUAUAGCUGAGGAGGAGCACCAGAGCAGACAGGAGGAGAGUCUGGGAGAUGACCUGUUCAGGUACAACCCCAGCAAGCCGAAGAGGAGAAGAUAAAACCCCCGCAUCUUGAAGUGGGCACAGAGGAAGAAACGUCUUCGGGUGCCGCGGAAGGCUUGUCAAAUUAUCCCAGAACACAAUUUGAAAAUGUUUUAUAACUUUUUUCACUUUGACAGACUAUCUCUACUCGCAUUUCAUCCACUUAUUUGACUGAAUAAGAUUCAAAAUUAAUGUCACGAUAACAUCAAUGACCCCAGUUGUGAGUCGGAAGUUGAUGCUAUUACGCGUUUUGUCGCUUAUUAUAACCGGCAUGCAUGUCUUCAUGUCCACACUUAAGUGUCAAUUUUACUAAUCGGCCGCUGACAGCAAGCAAUGUAAACAAGUGUUAGAAGUUCAGAGAUCUUUUUUUUUUUCUUUAUUUUUUUUUUUUUCAAAUUGUCAAUAAUAAAAAAAUACAGUGUACAAAACAUUAAAAACCAGUUUAAACUGUACAAGAGGGCAGAGUCUAACUCCACAAGCGCAAAGCAGCUUGUCUUCUGUCUGCAAAAGGAGACCGAAAAAAGCUCCCCGGUGUUAGUCGUGCCGGGAACUGGUUAACCCGGGAACAGGAGAGGGGUACAAAAAUCCUUCCAUGUCCGCUAACCCGACCCGUUCCCCCCCCCUGACCGGGCGGGUGAUCGCCACACCGGCAUGUCUGUCUCUGGUGUGCCUAUGGUUGACCCUUACCCUGUCCUCUCAGAUCCACAUCCAAGUGUUGCAGGUUAACCCUAGAGUUUGGUGGACAUUUUGGAGAACCCCAGCGCACGCUUCGGCCAGCAUCCGCUGCAUUGAAAGGCCCUUUAGCGAAGCCGGCGGAUCCCUGCCGGCUUCGGGGUUGCUUUUCUGCCGCUCACCCCCCGCGUCUCCGACCUCCUCGAGGAGGGAAGUGAGCAAGCGUAGAGACUUAAGUUUCCCUCUCAGGAGAUUAUUAAGGUGUCGCGUUAAAGGGAGCGUUGGCUGUGCGGGAGCUUAACGCUCAGAAGAACUGUAUACUUGGCACGCAGUGUUCGCAAGCAGUUACUGCAAUUAAAAACAUGAAAACACGAGCGGAUGCCAACGCCCCCCUCCUCCCCCCUCCUGAACAGUUAUCCAACAGAGGUCACUACAUUAUUAGAUGCAAGGCUUAUUAACAAUAUUUUGCAAGGUGCUGUUUGAAACAUGCCCGGGGAAUUUGUAAAGACCCACGUGGGUUGUCUACGUCGCUGCAGCUCAUGCCUGUCAAGUAUUGGUGGGGGCAGCUACGCACAAAAGAGAGAAAAAAAAGGCUAACGUCAUGACAGGGUUAGGAAAAUCCCUGUUUGAACUAGGCUCACCGAUGGUAAAAUGUGGUUGGGAAUAUUAAACUUGAUA
Molecule: messenger RNA, 4744 nt
Organism: Lampris incognitus (smalleye Pacific opah)
Lineage: Eukaryota; Metazoa; Chordata; Actinopteri; Lampriformes; Lampridae
Gene: nbn
Product: nibrin
Exons: 16
Coding region: 125-3412 (1095 amino acids)
Biological process (GO): telomere maintenance; double-strand break repair via homologous recombination; mitotic G2 DNA damage checkpoint signaling
Cellular component (GO): nucleus; Mre11 complex
Molecular function (GO): damaged DNA binding; protein binding
Source: RefSeq, a predicted model, not a curated record